CAAUAUUUAGUCAUCAACAAGUCCCGUUCAACCUCCUCAUCCUAAUUAAAAAAAAAAAAAAGCCAUUCAUCUCACACACACUGCAAAAAAAUCAUCUGUCAAAAAAUGGAGUUGGAGGUGAGAGUUAUUGGGGGAAUGGAGAACUGCUUCAUAUCACUACCCGUGACUUUAAUCCAAACUCUGGAAUCCACCACUGCUUCAGGUUACCUUCCUCCAAUUCUAGCUCUCGAACUCCGGUCCCGCAACAACCACAUCUUCCGCGUAGCUUGGUCUGCUUCAGCUUCAUCCAAUCCGUUUCCUAACUCAAUUCAGAUUGCGCAGCAAUAUGCGGAGUGUAUUGGUUUGUCAGAUCGUACUGUGGUUCAAGUAAGAGUGCUCUCCAAUUUGCCUAAAGCUACUAUGGUUACCAUAGAGCCAGAUACUGAAGAUGAUUGGGAAGUUUUGGAGCUUAAUGCUGAGCAUGCAGAGCAGGCUAUCUUAAAGCAGGUUGCUAUUGUCCAUGAAGCUAUGCGAUUUCCUUUGUGGCUGCAUGGGCAAACAAUUAUCACAUUUAAAGUUGUUUCAACCUUUCCGCUGACACCGGUAGUACAACUUGUCCCAGGAACGGAAGUUGCUGUUGCUCCAAAAAGGCGCAAAAGAAAUAUUAGUUUGGGUGAGGAUUCCAUGAUGCAAGACGAUAAACUUUCGGUCUCAAAGGCACUAUUGAGGGUCCAAGAUACUGAUGAUCAAUGUAUUCACAAAUGCGAGGCUGGUGGAGUUGAGAUGAGAGUGGUUUUGACCUCUGCUGUCUUCAUUCAUCCCGAGACAGCCAGUAUAUACUCUUUUGAACCUCUUCAGACUGUGGUAAUAAUUCCCAGAUUGCUUUCCAGAGAAACCAAGAAGAAUCAUGAGACAGAUAGCCAUAGAGGGAAAGGUAGUGUAACUUCAAAGGAAGUGAAUGUAGGGGUUCUACCUGACAAGCACGAUAUCCAUCAAUCAAUGGUUCGUCUAAUAUUUUCAGAAUCAGUGGCUAAAGGACAUAUCAUGCUUCCUCGGUCUCUUCGGCUUUAUUUGAGAGCAGAGCUACACUCAUCUGUAUAUGUGAAGAGAUUCAAUGUCAAGUUGAAGAAAGAGAUUCCUUUGGUUUCGCUUUCACCUUGUGAAUUCAAGAUAUUACAGAAGACUGGGGUUUCUGAAGAAAAUAAUGCUGAAGUUUUGGGCAAGAAAAAUAAUAAUAAAAUAAUAACAACACUUCUCAGAACCAAUUCAGACAUUGAGAUGGGUACUAUUGAUUGGUCAAUCCAUGAGAAAAUUGCCGCAGCCUUUUCUUGUGAUUCUAGCAAGGAAGACAAAGAAACGAGCAUCAAGUCUGAUAUCAAAAAGGACGUUGCAGCUUUUUUGCAUAGAUGGUGCCUUGCGCAACUACAUGCAGUCACGAUAAACUCCAGAGUGGAAGUUAAAUCAUUGAUUUUAGGAAACACAACUUUGCUUCACUUCAAAGUGAAAGACAACAGAUCCAUAAAACAUGGUGUCCAAACAAUGAAUGAAGCAUCACUGGAUGCCGUGUUUGUGCUGUCAACUUCUGAUGAAUCAAUGUGUGACGAAAAGAUUGAUGCUUAUGAAGUUGCAUUUGAUGAAGGAAACAAGUUAACUACCAGCCCAGAAAACUUCGAACCUUGGCUUGGAAAGCUUCAACUGGGCAACGGUCUUUCCAUUAGGACUGUCAGAGAGAAGUUCUUUGCUAAAGCCACCAGUCUUACAACUUCUUCAUUAGACUGGAUGGGGACGGCUGCCCCUGAUGUGAUUAAUAGUAGGAUCGGCGGAUUGAUAGAGGAAUUCUUUCAUGAGAGAUGGAGAGGGUUGAUAGUUUUGUUGUCUUCUGCAUCUUGGAUGUUGUCCAGUGCUUAUGAAUUUCCGCUGCCAGGACAUAUUCUAAUCCAUGGGCCUUCUGGUUCCGGGAAAACAUUAUUAGCUACAGUUGCUGCUAAAUUUGCUGAAGAAAGUGAGGACAUCUUGUCCCAUGUAAUAUUUUUAUCUUGUUCUAAGCUUGCUUUGGAAAAGCCUUCAGCCAUUCGUCAAACUUUAUUGAGCUAUGUUGCUGAUGCUUUGGAUCAUGCACCUUCUGUUGUGGUAUUUGAUGAUCUUGAUAGCAUUGUUGCAGCAUCCUCUGAAUCUGAGGCUUCUCAACCUUCAUCCUCAUCAGCAGUGCUUGCAGAAUAUUUUGUUGAUAUUAUGGAUGAAUAUGAGGAAAAGCGGAGGAAUACGUGUGGGAUUGGCCCAAUUGCAUUUAUUGCUUGUGCACAGUCUCUGACUAAUUUACCACAGAACUUGACCUCUUCUGGGAGGUUUGACUUUCAUGUUAAAUUGCCUGCACCUGCUACCACAGAGCGUGAUGCCUUGCUAAAACAUAUAAUUCAGAAGCGUUCUUUGCAGUGUUCUGAUGACACAUUGCUGGAUGUAGCCUCCAAGUGUGAUGGAUAUGAUGCAUAUGAUCUGGAAAUACUGGUUGAUAGGUCUGUUCAUGCUGCAACUGCCCGCUUUUUGUCUAGUGAUUUGGGUGUUGGCAGACAGGAAAAACCUGUUUUGGUUAAGGAUGAUUUCCUGCAUGCCAUGCAUGAGUUUGUUCCAGUGGCAAUGCGUGACAUCGCUAAACCUUCUGCUGAUGGUGGUCGGUCUGGUUGGGAGGAUGUUGGAGGUCUUAAUGACAUCCGGAAUGCUAUUAUAGAGAUGAUCGAGUUGCCGUCCAGAUUUCCAAAUAUAUUUGCACAAGCUCCUCUAAGGAUGCGGUCCAAUGUUCUGUUAUAUGGCCCCCCUGGUUGUGGCAAAACACACAUUGUUGGUGCUGCAGCCGCUGCAUGCUCACUAAGAUUUAUCUCAGUCAAAGGUCCUGAACUGCUGAAUAAAUACAUUGGUGCUUCUGAGCAAGCUGUUCGAGAUAUUUUCUCGAAAGCAGCUGCAGCAGCACCAUGUCUUCUGUUUUUUGAUGAAUUUGAUUCUAUCGCGCCAAAGAGAGGACAUGACAACACUGGUGUUACUGAUAGAGUUGUUAAUCAGUUUCUCACUGAAUUGGAUGGUGUUGAAGUGUUAACCGGUGUAUUUGUAUUUGCUGCGACAAGUAGACCUGAUCUGCUUGAUGCUGCACUUUUGCGACCUGGAAGGCUGGAUCGCCUUCUCUUCUGUGAUUUUCCUUCACCGCACGAGAGGUUGGAGAUUCUUUCAGUUCUAUCAAGAAAAUUACCAUUGGCAAGUGAUGUUGAUUUGGAUGGCGUAGCUCGUUUGACAGAAGGGUUCAGUGGAGCUGACCUCCAAGCUCUUCUCUCUGAUGCACAGCUUGAGGCUGUCCAUGAUCUUCUAGAUAGUGAAAAUGUGGGGAAGCCUGAUAAGAAGCCGGUCAUCUCUGAUGCUCUCCUGAAAUCUAUUGCAUCCAAGGCAAAACGAUCUGUUUCUGAUGCCGAAAAGCAGCGAUUAUAUGACAUCUACAGUCAGUUUUUGGAUUCAAAAAGAUCAGUGGCCGCACAGUCAAGAGAUGCAAAAGGCAAAAGAGCAACCCUUGCUUAAUGAUUGGCUGCCAGUCGAGCUCUAUAAAGACGCACUAGCCUCAUCACUUAUAGUAGCUGCAUUUUGGGUUGGAGUUUGUAAUGGCGCCAUCUAGUUUGUCUUUUUUAUAGUUAGAAAUGUCUUCUUGUAGCAUUAUCUUUCUCUUUGCGUGAACAAUUAGAAGGGAAAAGUGAUGAUCAUCUGCUCGAUUGUCCAUGUUAUGGCCAUUCGUCUUAGUUUUAGGAGAAGAGCCUAGGCCAAAUGUUUCAGCGAUGUCUUACAUAGAUUUUUCUCUGACAGCUGAAAAGCGUAUAAAAAGAAGCUCUCUGGAAUAAUGAAACAAAAAUUGCUGUUUUGUA
Messenger RNA from Lycium barbarum (goji berry), 3875 nucleotides. RefSeq names its product peroxisomal ATPase PEX1. Gene Ontology annotation, molecular function: ATP binding; ATP hydrolysis activity. NCBI's taxonomy places the organism in Eukaryota, Viridiplantae, Streptophyta, Magnoliopsida, Solanales, Solanaceae. The transcript has 18 exons. Gene Ontology annotation, biological process: protein import into peroxisome matrix. Gene Ontology annotation, cellular component: peroxisome; cytosol; peroxisomal membrane. The coding region runs from base 106 to 3537 and encodes 1143 amino acids. The record is from RefSeq and is a predicted model, not a curated record.